Erpetoichthys calabaricus (reedfish) is the source of this 8582-nucleotide messenger RNA. Its product is annotated as alpha-1A adrenergic receptor-like. Gene Ontology annotation, biological process: positive regulation of cytosolic calcium ion concentration; adenylate cyclase-activating adrenergic receptor signaling pathway; cell-cell signaling. The coding region runs from base 1097 to 2476 and encodes 459 amino acids. The record is from RefSeq and is a predicted model, not a curated record. The transcript is spliced from 3 exons. Gene Ontology annotation, molecular function: alpha1-adrenergic receptor activity. Gene Ontology annotation, cellular component: membrane. NCBI's taxonomy places the organism in Eukaryota, Metazoa, Chordata, Cladistia, Polypteriformes, Polypteridae.
GCGCACACGUGCUUGCAUUUGCACAAAACGAACGCAAGCGACCACGGGAGCGCGCUCACUUAUAUAGUAAUAUUUUGAACUGAAAAGGAGAUUAGGUAGGAGACUCCAGGGCGAGCGCGCGUGUUGCUGGACUGUGAGUUUACAGCUCUGCGACCCAGCAGUGGGAUUCUUCUGAAAGGAGCUGUGACAGUUUAAUACACAAAGAACUCAAGUGGCGAACCUCUCGCGGAGUGACCCUCCCACCCCACGCAGGAACAGCUCACUGUGUGAUGCGUAUGGAGACGACAGUGAGCUUUGAGCGAUUCGGAUAAGGGAAUUAGCAACACAACAGAGAUGUGCAAAUGGCAGAAGAGCGUGUUAGUGAAGAGCAGCAUUAACUGUGCUUGAUGCUUGUGAAUUUCAAUCUUCUUACAUGCUUCAAAAGAUGAGCUUGGCAAAUGUAUUUGGAAAACCAUCCAGCACCAGUUCAUUUUGCACUUUCUGAAGUCCAAAUCCAGAGCAACAAUAGUUUUAUGACUGAAAAGAAUCUAUAACCUACUUUAUAAAAUGUUCAGUUGCCUCUUUCAUCCUGUGUCUGGUGUUUGCAGAGAUCAUGUCCAGAUGUAGAUGGUUUCUACACAUACGUGAUAUCUGGGUAAUCACACACCAUACAAUUUUUGUUUUUUGACAGAGGAUGUUCCUGGGUAGCCAAGUAUUCUAACAGAUAACCAAGGGUAGAAGCUCUGCUUUCCUAAGAACAAUAUUUUGUUCCUUAAUUUCCCUGAGUGUUGAAUAGAAAUGCUGGGUCAGUACUUUAUGUCAUCAUCUUUGUAUAUUAUCCUGCUAAAUUAUUUUCAGAAAUCAAUGUUACUCAGAACUCCUGUUUUAUUUACUUUUUGUUUAGUAAGUACCAGCAAUCCAUUAAAUGAAAACUCCCUAAAAUGAAGAAAAGCUCAUUACUCACUCAUUUGAACUUGUCCCCUUGUCUUUGAAUCUUUUUGUUACAUCAACCUAGUUUAGGUCAAGGUUAAGGAGGCUCUUCUGCCACUGUGAAAGUGUCAUAGUGUACCUUACUAUGUAAUAAAGUUUUAGUCUUCACAACUUGAUCUUCAAAGUGAUGGUACUAGUUGUAGAGAACGUGACUCCUGGACUUCUUCCAAACUGUUCCAACUGCACACGGACAGCAGCUCAAGGAGUAGACAUCACUAAAGCUGUGGUUGUUGGGCUCAUUCUAGGUAUCGUUAUUGUUUUUGGCAUUCUUGGGAACAUACUUGUUAUUGUCUCUGUGGCUUCCCACCGCCACUUACAGACUGUCACCCACUACUUCAUUGUCAAUUUGGCUGUGGCAGACCUCCUGCUCACUACUACAGUGCUGCCCUUCUCGGCUACUUUUGAGAUCCUGGGCUACUGGGUGUUUGGCAGGAUCUUUUGCAAUAUAUGGGCCGCAGUGGAUGUUCUUUGCUGCACAGCUUCUAUCAUGAGCCUGUGCAUGAUCUCUGUAGACAGAUAUGUAGGAGUCAGUUACCCUCUGCGUUACCCAUCUAUUAUGACAGAGAAGCGAGGUCUAUUGAUGCUUGUUGGACUCUGGGCUUUGUCUAUCACCAUUUCAAUUGGACCAUUAUUUGGCUGGAAGGAGCCAGCCCCUGAUGAUGAGACAAUCUGCAAAAUCACAGAAGAACCAGGGUAUGCCAUCUUUUCUGCUUUUGGAUCCUUCUAUGUGCCAAUGACCAUUAUCCUUAUUAUGUACUGCCGGGUGUAUGUGGUAGCCAAAAGAGCUACCCGAGACCUGAAACUGGGAAUGAAGAUAGAGAAAUCCAAUUCAGAAGCGGUGACACUAAGGAUACAUCGCAAGAAUGUUGUUCCAUCGGAUGAAACUCUCAGGAGUCGCACUCCCUUUUCUAUCCAACUGCACAAAUUCUCAAGGGAGAAGAAGGCAGCAAAAACUCUUGGAAUUGUAGUUGGAUGCUUCAUCCUGUGCUGGCUCCCAUUCUUCUUGGUACUGCCAAUUGGUUCUAUAUUCCCAGCAUACAAGCCCUCCGAAACUGUGUUCAAGAUAACAUUUUGGCUGGGAUAUUUCAACAGCUGUAUUAACCCCAUCAUUUAUCGUUACUCCAGUCAGGAGUUCAAAAAGGCCUUUCAAAAUGUUCUGCAUGCCCGGUGCUCCCAGUCAAGGGCUGGGUCAAUGCCUAAAUCUUCCUCGCUGGGCUGGGGGCACGGACGUCUUGGAGUGUCAGGGUCAGAUGCUCAUAGCCCAAUGACACCUGUAUACUGCCAAGUAGAGCGUGACAGAAGUGGCUGCGAAUGGAAGGUGGUACAUGGAGUCUUAACAUCAAGUGGGGAACAUCCAACUAACAGAGCCACAGCUUCAGCGCACACACGUAGUAAGACUCUGUUGCGUGAGUGCUGCUGUGUAGUAACAGAAAACACACAUCCGCCUCAAGUGCCUGUUAUCAAGGUGCACACCAUGUCGUUGUGUGAGAAUGGUGAGGCAGUUUAGGUCUAAUAGCUCUCAACAACCAAGAGAAAAACUCUAAAUUGUUACUGGACCCAAGAAGAAGAAUCAUUGAAGUAACAGAGGCCUUGUGUUCUGGGAGAUUUUGUUCUAGAGGCUGCAAUUCUACCUUGCCUUCUUCUCUCAUUCCUUUUUUCAGCUAUUUAGAUGAUGCUGAUUUAUUUCUUCUUGUCUUAAAACACAUUAGUCAAAUGAUUCUUUCAAAAUCAGCCUGGUAUUACAAGCUCAUGGGCUAGCCUUCAGACAUCAGACACAAGGAGGUCCACCUUCAAAUCAACAACAUGGAAAAACUGACAAAGGAACGGAAAGGGUACAAGAAUAGAUUUGGGGGACAUCUAACAUGGGAAGAAAAGGAGAGGACAAAGUAAACAGGAGGCACAAGAGGACUGCUGAAUUUCAUUUAGCCUGUUCCCUGCCAGUGGGGCAAUUUAUAAAGGCGUGUUCAGCUGAUAGCUUCAUGAUUGACCAAUAACUGCAUCAUUCCUCUGUGACAUGGCACCAUGCACACUGAUUACUGUAUUGAUGAUUAUUAAUUAUUGAGAAUAAAACAUGUCAAUGGUAUCAAUCAAUGGUAGAAAAAGGUAGCACCCUGACAGGAAGAUUAACAUGAAAAAGGAUGCUAACCUACUCAUGUAUGAUGUUACUUUCUCACUGCAUAACAGAGGACAUGUGUGGGCUCUUGUUGAUACGUAAACAUUUGAUAUGUCACUCUGUCAAAGCUAAAGGGAAAAAUAUGUUUGAUAUAUAUUUUCAAGAAAGAGACUCCAGCAUUUCUAACUUUUGUAUAUUUAUUUUUGGAGAGUAAAUAAACUUUGGAUUGCAGCUACUAUCUAGAUGGCUGCUGAUCCGGACCAUCACUGAAUGGAUUGGUAAAUCCAUCUGGAGUGAAGACUAUGCUGUCAAUUCUCCAUAGCCAAUACACGGUACAAAAAAGCUGUCAUUUGUGUCAGCUUCCUCUGCUAAAGUGUCAGGGCUUUUUGGUUCUAAUAGUAUUUUGCACUUUUAUUGUCUGUUUUUCUUCACAUUUGGCACAUUGAUUGCAUUCUGCUUACAAGUAAUGUGUGUGACCACCUGUGCUCCAGUGUGUAACUGCCUUGUGUAACUGCAUGAAGCACUGGUAUUGCUGUCUAAUUAGUGUGCCAAAGCGCUGUGUGUUGAAUAUGUGAAUUGUGGUGAAUUGCUCAUCUCUCAACAUGGCUUUGCUUAUGACUGAUGUGCAGCAGCUGAAGCAUUGGCCUGUCAAGGCCUCCUUUCUUUUUUAUACAGGAUCAUUCCACUGAUGCCCCCAAGUCACUGAUUUCCCGAUGAUGAGGAAACAUUUGGAAACUCUUUAGAGUUAAGUACAUAAAGUAACUAAUGUGGCCUACAUGUGACCAAAAUUUAAUCUAAUUCCUAAUAAAAGAAAAAAAGAAUCUGAUAAAAUAAUUAACGCACAGACACAUCUACCUUUCCUUAUCCUCAUUGAACACAUUGCACAAUUGCUGUCUCCCCAAAAUCAGCUUUGCUACCCACUCCUUUAUUAUGGACUUGAUGAUGCAGCUGACUAUUAGAAGAAAGUUUUUUGGAGAGACGAGAUACAAGUGGAUAAAUGGCAAACAUUUAAAACAUUGCAUUCUAAAAAAAUAAACCAAAUAUUUAUCAGUAAAGUAUAGCAUAGGUAUAUAUAUUAACUAGUAUUUAAUUUGGGAAAUAGAACUUUACGUUUUACCAGCAAAUAGUAAAGGGGAAUUUACAUAAGCUGAAACUUAACUGAAUGCUGGGCAUGUAAGCACACCAACAGUUACAUAUGCAAGAAUUGACAGAAUGAUGUUAACUUUAACUCAGUUGACACGUGAAAAGGAGUGUGCCCAUCCAAAACAGUCCCCUCCCUAUUCAAUGAAAAAUCAGUAAAAAUAAAAAUGUAGCUUUUUAUAGAAUUUAGUUGCCCUACUUAAUAUAUCUAAAUGUCCACCCUGGGAUGACAUCCUAAUAACCCCACUGACACAGGUAAAAUAUUGCUAAACUUUUUGGAGGUGCCAAUAGUUAUUGAAUCCUAAGCGUUCACUUACCUUUUUCUUGAGAAUGACCGUGUAUGUUAAAUAUAAGUCUCCAAUACUGCUUUGUCAUGGAAUCAUACCCUGGUUGCACAUUUUCCACUGUAGUAAUUGCCAGUAGUCAGCCAUGAACCUGUGAUGUCUGGAUUACAAAGGCUGUCAGAAGCUGGCUCCUUUUCACCCUGAGCAAUAAGAGAACUCCUGUGCUGAGGCACACAGGGACCACCUAUGAACACUUGAAGUGGAGCACUCCCUGGAGAUGUCAGCUGAGUGCUGUCUCUCUUUUUCUCUUUCAUUCUGCCCCCACUUUCAGUGCAACACCACCAAUACACUCCUGCUGACUACACCAAAUGCUUUGCCAUGAAAUCAAACCACGAUCCAUUCCCAGGUUACACAUUUUGCACUUUGGUAACCUACCAAUGGUCAGCUACAAACCUGCGUUUGUCUGGAUUACAAAGGCCUAUAGAAGUAGCUCCUUUUACAUUGAACAAAAGAAGAACUCCUAUGCUGAGGCAUGCAGGGACUGCCUGCAAGCACUGCAAGUGGAGCUUUUUCUGGUGAGCCCUGACCUUUGGUGCAGUACAGCCACAACAAAUACAAAUAAGGAAAGGUAAAAUAUCUGAGCGUUCUGUCUUUCCUUAGAUUCUUUUUUUAUCUAUUUUAGGACUUACCUAUGAAGGAACAUACAAUAAAUAAUUCCAAAGGGAUUGUGAAAUGUUUCUCCUUCCUGUAGGUCCAACAUUUUUGCUAAAAUUGAACUGUAUGAAAGGGAACAGCAAAGCGUAUCGCUGCACAUGACCUUCAAUGACCAGGGAACUGAAUCCAACGUUGAAAGACUGAAUUUCCGUCUAGAACUACAGAAUAAUGAAAGCCAUCCAUUGUUAGUGCAACAGAGUUCUUUCAAAUAAAUAGCAAAUUAAGUACUUGACAGCACCAGUGGAAAUCAAGGGGAAGUGCCUUCAAAAAAGGAAUAAGGAAGCACUUAUUCAUGUAAAGGAGCAUGGAAAAUUUUUUAAAAUCAACCAAAUGAAGUGGAGACUCUGAAACCUUUUUAAAAAUGUCAAGAACCACCUGAGUUAUUUGGCAGAUAAACAUACUUUAAGAACUGAAUGGUUUACACUCAUUUUUAAAAUAACAUAUUUGCUUGAAGGUUUCACUUUUUACUUUGUGUUAUUUUUUUUCACCCCUCAAUACUAAUGUUAUUGGGAAUGGCUGUGUGUACAGUGGUAGUAUCCAAACAUCAUACUGUUUGUGACAGUAACUGGAAAGAAAUGAACGCCUGUUGAAGGCCAGGCUAUCCAAUGUGUUUCAGACUGAAACGCUACAAUGAAAGGGAAGCUAUGCUCUAACAAUGACUAAAUAUUCUAGUCUGCAUAACCUUUCAUUAGAGGGCGAGUGUGUGUCUUAAAACGAGAUUAUUCUGUUCUUAAAUUUUGCUGAACAAGCUGGUCUUGUAGAUCAGGAGUUUGAAUAGAAAUAAAAGAAUCUGGUCGGCGGUACAUUACAUUCUAAAUAUUUAUUUUUUGUCAUUACAACAUUCGAAAAUCACUCCAUUUCUCACUGCAAUUGAAUGGUAUAUUUGUUUAAACUAGUAAUUAAAUGAAUGAAAAAGGUCAAAAACUUAGAUUUCCUUUUCAGUGGGUAAUAUCAUCCCAUUCUGAAAGACUGCACAAAACAAGAUGAGAUAAUCUAUAAAAAAAAGUAUGAAUCCAAAAUCCGUACAUAAUUCUCUCAUUAGCAUAAUUUUACCAUAUUCACAGUGUAAAUCAUCCUAAAUGAAUACUCCAUAGGAAAAGCUUAAUUUUUUAUGUUAUUUAUGUAGUUUGUGAAAAAAAAUUUAAUCUGAUGUUUCCAUGCAGAAUGGAGAUAAAAAAAAAGUUUCAAUAUAAGUCAGUAGUGACCAUCGUUGAACAAAAGCAAAUGUUAUCAAAAUGUCCAUGAGAAAAAUCUCACGGUACCCAUGUUGCACAAUCCACAUGUGCAGAAAUCCAUCUGUAUGCUCACAAUGUCCAAAACAGAGUGAUUAAAUAAAUAAUUUCCGGAAAAUACUGUCGUGAACUAAAACAGAACUCACUGAAAUGCUUCUGAGCAUCUGAAUGGAAGAUCCACCCAAUCCCCCUCAUUUAUUGCUCCUGAGUCCAUCCCAGUGUUCAUUAGUUAGCAUCACAUUUUAAGUGAUAUCCUCAGUGCAAAGUUCACUUUAAAGAUUAAAAGUUAAAGAAAAAUGAGGGAAAACAUUACAAGGAAGAGAAUUUAACUUGUACAUUUCCGAGAGGCUUCAAUAAGCAGAAGUUCCUUUUACCACAGAGUGCCACUAAAUAAUUCCACUCCAGUUCUGGAUAUGAAUAUAAAUGUAACGGUGGUAGGUGGGUCUACAAGUCAGGUGCUCAUUUACUUCUGAGAGCCUUCUCUUUUAGUUCAUAAGAAAAUUUUCCAGAAAUUACUUAUUUAAAAAUAAUACAUAUGUUUGGGAUGUUGUGAGUGUAUGACGGAUUAUGUGACACAAGUAACCUGAGCUUUUUUCAGUGGAUGUUUUGACAUUGUUUGCUGUUGUAUAAUGGUCACUAUAGACUUAUAUUGUAUGAGAAACUUUUUUUAUCUCCAUUCUGCAUUACAUUUGUUUUUUCUCAACCAACAAUGCAAACUUUGGGUAAGUAAAAAGUCGAAAAAUAAUCAUUUUUGGGUGGCAUUUGAAGUUCCUUCAGCCAGACAUGACUAUUCCUUCAGCAAGCGUUCAAACUCUGGAUAGAACUGACAGCAAGGCCAAUGGAUUCUCAAUUGACUGGCUUCAAAAUGGUGGAGGUAAAAGAAAUGUUUCUCUAAUAAAAACCCAUAAUAAAGAUUUGUAGUUAAUGGGUUUGUUAGGUUCCUUCUUCAGACAGUUAAAAUAUCUCACAAGUUCUCAAAAUAUGGAGGCACUGUGGCAAAGUUUGGUGCUGUUGGUACCUUACAGUUCUUGAAUGUUUUCCGCUAUAUCUUGUCAUUUAGGAUUCCAUCUAUGGAUUUAAGUUUCCACUUAAAGUCCAAAGUAUUUAUUUUAUUGUUAUCCUGUUUGGGGUGGUUCCUGUUUGACAUUAUUUUAUACCUGGAUAGGCUCUGACAUUUGGAUGAUCUUCAUGGACAAAAAGGUCAAACAAAUAGAAAGGUUUUCAUUUACAGUACAAAGCCCUUUUUAUUCCAGCAGCAUCCCCCAAAAGGCAAGAACCAACCAUGAAUGGGACGUCAGUUCAGCACAGGGCAGACUCACGUACACCACCUCAGUUCACACCAGGUCAGUUUUAUCUUCACAUCUUUUGAAUGAAGGAGGAAACUAGAGUACCAAAAAAAACACCCAGAAACUCACAGAAGCAGCAAACUCCACAAAGACAUUCUUCAGGUUAAAGGCAUCAGGGCUGACCGAUGUGCCUCUGUGCCUUCAUUUUCUGUGAUUUGCCAUUUAAAAUUAUUGUUGUAAAAUGUUUAAGCCUUUAAAAAUUACAAUAAUUACAACUUCAUAUGAGAAAAUAAAAGUGAAAUUGCUGUAUGCAUAAACUGUCUGCAGUAUGCAAAAUGUGAAUUGUAAAAACAUAAACAAUGAAAAAGCUAUACAGACUUUCAGAUGUUCAUAUUCAUUAUGGAUAUUUGCUUUCCUAAAAAGUGCAUUCCCCGGAAGAUAUGUGAUUUUUCAUGUGUUAAACUGCACAAAAAUGAAAUGUUGAAUUAAUAACCGGACAACAAUUAAUUGCUCGUUAGGUUAUUUGAUCUUUUAUAAAUUGCUGUUAGAGUUGUGUUGUGUUUCAAGGCACUACGACUCAUCAAAGUGUCUCUUCACUCAGCUCCACCAUUCCCAAUUUUUCCAUUCCAUUUACUUGGCCUCUCUUCCUCCUUUCUGCAAAUAAGGAAACAGGAGAACACAACUCAGGAUUCUGGUAAUUUUACUGAUUACAUAACAGGUGAAAGCUAUUCUUGAAGAAGGGAGACUAGGUCAAUUCAUUUUAACAUUGGACUUUUUACCAGUGGCAAUGUAUAUCAACAAAUGUGAUGAAACUUCAGUGAAAUAAAUAUAUUUUUUGGCUGAA